UACUGAAUUGUUUCUUUUGGUUCGCAUGAUAGCUGUUUGUGAUGGAGGAUAAUCUGAGAACUAAUAAUACUUUUCAUAGAUUCACAUGGACAAUUCAAAAUCUCUCAGAGAGGAUAACCAAGGAACUACGCUCCAAGUCUUUUGAGGUUGGUAGCUGUAAAUGGCGAAUAGUUGUGAAUCAAGUUGAGAGAAACAGGGAGCAAUAUUUGCGAGUGAUUUUGAGGGUUGCAAAGACUUUAUUCCCCUUAAGAUGGAGAAAAUUUGCUCGUAUCAAGUUGAUUCUUAUUAAUCAGACGGAUCGAAACAUAUCUAUUGUAAGGGAGACGCAGCAGAGGUUCAAUGCCGGGUAUAAAGCCUGGGGUACACCAUUCGUGCAUCUCAAUGAGUUCUAUAAUCCUAUGAGAGGCUAUCUUGUGAACAACACAUGCAUCAUUGAAGCUGAACUAUACAUAUCUGAUGAUCCUUUUAACCCUCAAGACAACAAUGUCGCCCAAACCCUUGGAUUCCCAACGAAUAUGGAGGAAACCACGCAGCUUGGAGAUCAAGGAAUCGAUUCUUCGGAUGACACUUUAAGUUUCACAUCCCUUGAAUCUACAUGGAAUCAUGCAAGUCAAACACAUCUAGAAUUCCAAGAGAUGGAAGAUCAAGUAUCUGUAGGACCUUCAAAUGAAACAAAGAGUCCUACACAAGUGUGCUCUGUACCUGGUGCUCGUCCUUCGUAUCCUGCCACAGAUGAUGAACUUGAGGAAGUGCCCUUAUCCCCUGCUCUUAGUGAGAUUAUAGAUCUCAGAAGUUUAGAAGCAGAAGAUUUGGCUUUUGUUCCAUUAUUGGAGGAGGUGUGUUCAUGGAAACCUUCGCUAAUUGAGAGUCAAAGGAGAAGAACUUCAAGGUUCAUUCGCUGGGCAUUCAUAGCGUUGGGCCGAGUUUUAUAUUUUCUCAAGACAAUGAAGGUGAGAAAUAUGGGUGACGAAGGUACUUGUAGAAAGCUCCAAGGUAUGUGGGAGGAGCUUCAGAUGUUUGGGUUUGAAUUGACGUGGUUGGAGGUUCCUGUUCAAUCUGCCUUAGGCAUGAAAGCUUAUUUGGAAAGAGCAGAGCAAGUGAGAACACUAAAGGAGAAAGUGACCGAUUUAGAGAUUGAGAUGAAGAAGCUAAGGGAAAAUUUGGCUUUUGCAGAAGUUAACCUUGAUACAGAAAGGCAACACUUGGCAGAGGAAGAAAAGGGUUUUGAAGAGAUUGACAUGGAUGCUCAACUAGGCUAUGGCAUCUUUUAGAUGCUUUCUUAAAUAAUUUGCUUCUGAAUUAUUAGUGAGCACGAGGCCCAGAAAGAAGGCUUUGUCGUGUUA
Neltuma alba is the source of this 1343-nucleotide messenger RNA. RefSeq names its product MATH domain and coiled-coil domain-containing protein At3g58270-like. Gene Ontology annotation, molecular function: protein binding. The transcript is spliced from 3 exons. The record is from RefSeq and is a predicted model, not a curated record. The coding region runs from base 42 to 1271 and encodes 409 amino acids. NCBI's taxonomy places the organism in Eukaryota, Viridiplantae, Streptophyta, Magnoliopsida, Fabales, Fabaceae.